AUGCAGAACAUAUGUGUUGUUCCAGGUACAAUGCCUGGCCUGGAGUGGCUGGGUCUUACGGAGCAGAAAGUGAAAGAAACAGUUAAAAACGUCGCUUUGUCGAAGCAGUUAACUGCCAUCAUCUCGGCCGCUGAGGAAGCGUUGAAGACUGCGGGUAAAUCGUUGGAGCUGGAAAAGCAGCAGGGAACAUUGUUGUACCAACUGGGAACUAAAGUCAAACCGCAAUGCGUGAAUCAUAUUCCAUUACUGGUUGGCUAUAUUAUCAAUGGUGGGAUCAGAAGUGAGGCUCAGGCGAGUUUCUUUCGAUAUCACAUUCUGACCGCUGCCUUGGACUAUCUCCUCUCAAAUGCUGUUCAUGAUGUCGAAAUUGUCGCACUUGAGAAAGCGUGCGGCGUUGGAGUGACUGUCUCUGCCGAUGAAAUCGAAGACGCAGUUACCAGCGUUAUUGAGAAAUACAGCAAACAACUGGUAGCUGAACGAUAUGCAUUUAAUGUUGGAAAAUUGCUUGGAGAAAUACGCUUACUCUUGCCUUGGGCUGAUGGAGGUUACGUAAAGAAAGAAGUGGAUCUUCGAAUUCUCGAACUUCUUGGUCCCAAAACUAUCGACGAGAUUUUGCCAAGGAAAAAGGCAAAGAAAGAAGACAAACCACUCGAGAAAAAAGUCGCGGGUAAGAAGGGCGUAGCGCUUGAAAAAGAAGUCACUACAGAGCAGAACGGUCUAAUCGAGGAGAGCGAUGGUGCAGCAACGAUUGAGGAGCUCAUGCGUACACGAGCUCAUUUCCACAAGGUUGGCGAAAAUUAUACCACUGACGGAUACGUCACUACUCCGCACACGAAGGAGUUGCUAAGGAAACACCUUGAAGCCACUGGAGGGAAGGUCAUCACUAGGUUUCCACCUGAGCCAAACGGUGUUUUGCACAUUGGGCAUGCGAAAGCUAUUAAUAUCAAUUUCGGAUACGCCAAGGCUCAUGGUGGGCUUUGCAAUUUGAGGUUUGAUGACACGAAUCCGGAGAAAGAAGAAGAGAAGUUUUUCACUGCAAUCGAAGACAUCGUUGGGUGGCUAGGU
Messenger RNA from Ostertagia ostertagi, 1065 nucleotides. Lineage: Eukaryota; Metazoa; Nematoda; Chromadorea; Rhabditida; Trichostrongylidae. The record is from the annotation of a GenBank genome assembly.